This is a messenger RNA of Pocillopora verrucosa, 2463 nucleotides long. Its product is annotated as probable ATP-dependent RNA helicase DDX41. The record is from RefSeq and is a predicted model, not a curated record. Gene Ontology annotation, biological process: mRNA splicing, via spliceosome. Gene Ontology annotation, molecular function: RNA binding; zinc ion binding; ATP binding. Lineage: Eukaryota; Metazoa; Cnidaria; Anthozoa; Scleractinia; Pocilloporidae. Gene Ontology annotation, cellular component: spliceosomal complex.
AGAAGAGCGAGAUUUCAUUUGCGAACGGAAUUUUCCUUUCAGCAAUGGAAAACCAGAGAAAAAGGCGACAUGAGAUUGAAGAGGAGUUAUCAGAUGAAGAAGACUACGUACCUUACGUUCCUUUAAAGGAGAGGAGAAGGCUUGAGCUUGAAAAGCGAGAGAAAUUCUUGAAGAAAAAGACAGAGUCAAGUACAGCAGCGGAGACUGCACAAAAUGUUGCGCCGACGUCUUUGGAGGAAAAAGAAAAACUAGAAGAAGCGCCCAUUGGCUUGAAGGCCAACGUGAGCUUGCUGGAUCAGCACAGCGAGCUUAAGAAGAUAGCGGAAGCCGAAAAAGAAACAGACUACGAAAAACAGCUGAAAGAAGAAGAGAAGAUUUUGGACAGCAUUGCUGAGAAGAAAGUCUUGAUGGCUGUUGGGGAAAUUGCGAAAGGAAUCGUGUACACUGAUUCCAUCAAGACCGGAUGGCGUCCACCACGUUACUUUAACUCAUAUCCGCCAGAGAAAUUUGAUAAGAUAAGGAAGAAAUGGCAUAUUCUGGUGGAAGGCGAAGAUAUACCACCUCCCAUCAAGACUUUCAAGGAGAUGAAAUUUCCUCGCGCUGUCCUGAACACACUGAAGAAGAAGGGCAUAACACAUCCAACACCAAUACAGAUCCAAGGCAUACCAGCUGUUCUUACUGGGAGAGACAUGAUUGGAAUUGCAUUCACUGGUUCUGGGAAAACUUUGGUGUUCACACUUCCCAUUAUCAUGUUUAGUUUGGAGCAGGAGAAAGUUCUUCCAUUCCAGAGACAAGAAGGGCCUUACGGGCUUAUAGUUGUACCAUCCCGAGAAUUGGCACGACAAACAUUUGAAGUUAUAUCAGAAUUUUCAAGAGCCUUGGAACUGGACGGUCUUCCUACUUUGCGAUCUGCACUCUGCAUAGGUGGAACUAAUGUUAAGGAUCAGAUGGAGGUCAUCAAAAGAGGAGUUCACAUGAUGGUUGCUACACCAGGCCGUCUGAUGGACUUGCUAGAUAAGAAAAUGGUCAAUCUUGAUGUGUGCAGAUAUUUGGUUCUUGAUGAAGCUGAUCGUAUGAUUGACAUGGGGUUUGAAGAAGAUGUGAGAACAAUCUUCUCUUACUUCAAAUCGCAGCGUCAGACACUGCUGUUCAGUGCUACAAUGCCUAAGAAGAUUCAGAACUUUGCCAAAAGUGCUCUGGUCAAGCCAGUGACUGUCAAUGUAGGAAGAGCUGGGGCAGCAAGUCUUGAUGUUAUCCAGGAAGUUGAGUAUGUGAAGCAAGAGGCAAAAGUGGUUUAUCUAUUAGAGUGCUUACAGAAAACUCCUCCGCCUGUGCUGAUUUUUGCAGAGAAGAAAGCAGAUGUUGACGAUAUUCAUGAAUAUUUACUGCUCAAGGGAGUUGAAGCUGUUGCUAUCCAUGGUGACAAAGAUCAAGAAGAAAGGGAAUAUGCAAUGAAAUGUUUUAGACAAGGAAAGAAAGAUGUUAUGGUUGCAACAGAUGUGGCUUCCAAAGGCCUUGACUUCCCCAAUAUUCAACAUGUUAUCAACUAUGACAUGCCUGAAGACAUUGAAAACUAUGUCCACAGAAUAGGCCGUACAGGCCGAAGUGGGAAGACUGGAGUUGCUACCACAUUCAUUAACAAAUCUUGUGAUGAAUCUGUCUUGUUGGAUCUGAAGCAUCUGUUACUAGAAGCAAAACAGAAACUGCCUCCAGUUCUUGCAGCCUUACAGGCAGAAAAUGAAGGCUAUCUUGAUCUUGGUGAAGAACGUGGUUGUGCUUAUUGUGGUGGUCUUGGGCACAGAAUUACUGAAUGUCCAAAGUUGGAGGCAAUGCAAACCAAACAAGCUGGAAACAUUGGAAGAAAGGAUUAUCUAGCACCUGGUGCUGCAGACUGGUAACUUCAGUUACUGAUGUCCACUUACAGUUAUUUCUACAUCCUCAUCAUACAUGUAUGUGUAGUGGUUGUAUUAUUGUAGAAGACUGUGUAUAUAGUAAGCUCAUGUUGUUUGUAGACACAAUCAACAUAGGAGAUACAACGUAAAUACUGCAAGUCUUGAGGUAUAUAUUUAAAAAAUUCCCCUAGCUUUAUACUGGACAUGAAGAGGUUUCCGUAAGGUUCAUAUGUAGAGAAAGCUUCAUGUGUGUACUUACAUGUACUCAUUGGCAUUAGAAAAUUCACAUGACCUUGUUGUCAGAAGUAAACAGUGUGCUAGAGGCAAGGUAUUGUUGAUUUAUUUUCUCUGAUACCUUCCAAUUUUUACGAGAAAAUAGGUUUUGGAAGAAGGACUGUUUGAAAUCCAGACAAUGUGUAGUUUCAGAAAGAAUGCAGACUACCACUAGAGGCAUUAUAUAUUAAACCUUCCCCAUUAUGACUGAUCUGGAUUUCCCCAUGCACUCACCUUUUGAGACUUGGCUCCUGCUUGAGACCUCUGCAAUCUCCAACUCAAGCAAUAAUUUGAAGAU